Lynx canadensis (Canada lynx) is the source of this 3676-nucleotide messenger RNA. It is a transcript of the gene EXOG, whose product is annotated as exo/endonuclease G. Gene Ontology annotation, cellular component: mitochondrial inner membrane; nucleus. The record is from RefSeq and is a predicted model, not a curated record. Bases 16 to 1122 code for a protein of 368 amino acids. Lineage: Eukaryota; Metazoa; Chordata; Mammalia; Carnivora; Felidae. Gene Ontology annotation, molecular function: metal ion binding; 5'-3' exonuclease activity; nucleic acid binding. The transcript has 7 exons. Gene Ontology annotation, biological process: apoptotic DNA fragmentation.
GGCCCUUAGAAUAAGAUGGCCGCGGGAAGUUUUGCUUCCCGCCUCAGGGGCUCCCGGCGCUUUCUGAGUGUCUUCGUGGCCGGAGCUGUGGUGGGCGCCGCGGGAGGCGGGUUCACGGCCCUGCAGGUGCUCCGGAGUCAGGGCGCUGAGGCAGCGUUGGCGGUGAGGGAGCCCGACGGUUGUGCAGAAAAGGCUCUCUUGGAACAAUUUGGAGUCCCUUUAACUGGAACAGAGACUAGGCGUUACACUAAUCAUGCCUUGUCUUAUGAUCAGUCGAAGCGGGUGCCUAGAUGGGUACUUGAACAUAUAUCCAAAAGCAAGAUAAUGGGUGAUGCCGACAGAAAACAUUGUAAAUUUAAGCCUGAUCCCAACAUCCCUCCAACCUUCAGUGCCUUCAAUGAAGACUAUGUUGGGAGUGGGUGGUCACGAGGACACAUGGCUCCAGCAGGAAAUAACAAAUUUUCAUCUCAAGCCAUGGCUGAAACCUUUUACCUUUCUAAUAUUGUGCCUCAGAAUUUUGAUAAUAAUGCUGGAUAUUGGAACAGAAUGGAAAUGUACUGUCGAGAACUGACGGAGAGGUUUGAAGAUGUUUGGAUCGUAUCUGGACCGUUGACUUUACCUCAGACUGGAAGUGAUGGAAAGAAAACAGUUAGUUACCAGGUGAUCGGGGAGGAUAAUGUGGCGGUCCCCUCGCACCUUUAUAAGGUGAUCCUGGCUCGCAGAAGCCCAGUGUCCGCUGAACCACUGGCACUAGGGGCCUUCGUGGUGCCCAAUGAGGCCAUUGGCUUCCAACGCCAGUUAAGUGAAUUCCAAGUGAGUCUUCAGGACCUGGAGAAGUUAUCAGGACUGGUGUUUUUUCCUCAUUUGGAUAGAACUAGCGGUAUCAGGAAUAUCUGCUCUGUGGACACCUGUAAACUCCUGGAUUUCCAGGAGUUCACCCUGUACCUGAGCACGAGAAAGAUUGAGGGAGCCCGAUCAGUAUCCAGACUGGAAAAGGUCAUGGAAAAUUUGAAGAACGCAGGGAUUGAACCAGAUGAUUACUUCAUGAACCGCUAUAAGAAGAAACUAGAAGAACUCAAAGCUAAGGAGCAGUCAGGAAUCCUGGAGAGAAAGCCAUCUUAGUUGCCAUCUCAGAAGACGUGCGAGAGCAUCUCUAAUGAAGCAGAUGAGGAAACGGGAGACCAGACUCUGGACCACACAUUCCUGCCUCUGCCCGGGCAGAGCAACGGGAUGUGGCCGCGGCGCCCGGGGGCCUUGCUCCUUCAGAUAAUGAUGUCGAUAAGUAGAGCGUUUGUCGAGAGCUCCUUACCUACGGUGGCAGACAUUCCACCAAAGAAGGGACAAGGACCAAUCAGCCGUGAAGGGAUAUUCCACGUCAUCAGUCAUCAGGGAAAGGCAAAUUAAAAUUACAGGCUACACCCACUCCAAGGGCCAAAAUUAAAGAAAAGAAUAAGAAGACUGACAAUACCAAACGGUGGCGUGGAUAUGGAGUCGGGGCACCAGGAGCUCUCAGUUGCCGGUAGGGAUGAAAACCCGCGCACGCGCUUUGGGAAGCGUUUGCUAACGUGCAGAGUCAAACAUACGCUGAUCGUGGGACCCUGGGACUCAAUUUCUAGGGAUCUACCCAAGAGGUUAAAGAAAUGUGUCCACGCAAACACCCGUAUACGAAUGUUCAGAGCAACUUCAUUCACGACGACAAAACCUUGUAAACACCCCAAAUGUUUACACCAGCUAUUGAACGCAAAAUAAGUCGUGGCACAUCCAUGUAACGGAACGCCGUUCGCUGGAAAGGAGCUGACGACGCGAACAGCAUGGCCGAGGCUCACAUGCCCUGUGCUGGGUGGCAGCAGCCGGACACGACGGGGUACGUGCGGUAUUAUUCUUUUUGUACGAACUCUCCAGAGAAAGCAGAUCUGUAGGAACAGAAAGGAGCUCAGCGGUUGCCAGAGACGAGGGUGGGGGGACCUCCUUGGAACGAUGGAAAUGUUGGAUAGAGUGAUUUUGGUGGUGACUCUCCUGCUUAUGCAUUUGUCAAACUCCUCAGACCGUGCAUUUCAGCGGGUCGGUUUUAUCGUGUGUAAAUCAUACCUCCCCGAACCUGAUUCAAGUAUAAAAACGGUGGGCCGCAGAGGGUAGAAAGUAGGAUGAUCUUGGCUGCUUCAUUGCAAAAGAGACAGAAGAGACGUGAGGGAAGGGAGGGCCACGCUGCUCUCUGGGAGAAGAGGGUGACAGGCAGGGGACAGUCCAUGCUGAAGUCCCCAGGCGAGGAGCACUCAGCCUUGCUGGAGGAACUAGCAAGGAGACGUGUGGCUGACGCGGAGUAAGAGACACGGCUGUGGAUGGCUCAGACAGGCACUGGGGGGCAGGGGUGUGUUAUGGAGGGCCGCCUAGGGCUCAGGCUGUUUGUGGUCUGAGCGCAAGGGGUCCCUGGGGGCUCUGUGCUGAGCAUUUGCGAUCCGAAUGGCUGCUGUGUCCGGAGCGGUCUGGGGCCAGGACCAGCUGGGAGGCCCUUGUACCAAUCCAGGCAGAGCUCAGACCAGCAUGGUGGCGGUGGCAGUGUUGAGAAGUGUUUGGAUUGGGAUAUAGUUCAAAGGUAGGGCCAAGAAGAUUUCCUACUGGGUUGGAUGUGGGGUGUGUGUGAGGGAGAGGGGAGGCAGGGAGGACGCCAAGCGUUUUGGCCUGAGCGGCUGGGAAUCCGGCCGUCCCCCACCCCCAUCCUCCACGCCGUGGGGACCGGUUUCACUGUCCCCUAGGUCCUGUGGCUGAAGUCAAGACAGAGACAGAGGGGAGUGGCUCGGCCCUGCUCCUGGCUCUGGGGUUCAGGGGAUGGGCUGCACAUGCUGGUUAUUCUAUUACUCUUUAUUUAUUAGCCUUAUUGGCUUCUGUCAUUUCCUCAUUGCCUCGUGUCUGGAGAGAAGACUAUAAAUGUGAUGGAUUGAUACAGGAUACAGGAGGCCCAAUUAUCUCUGUGAAGCCGGCCUCUCUUCUUGCUCAAGCCCUCCCGGCCCUCAGCGGUUCUGCGGCCCUUCCCGCAGCCGGGCACGCAGAGCCGGCCUGGUGCCUGGCAUUCCAGGAAGAGGGGGUGCAGCCUGGGAGGGUGAGUGGCCGACAGAUGGUCCCCCAGGAGAUACAGCUCCAGGAGCCGGUGCUGGAACAGCAAGCUCGGCCCCCUGGCUGGUUGCACCUAAGAUCCCAGCUCCCGCUCUCCGAGGCUCUGCCCGCAGAGGCUGGGCACGGAGCAGGGUAGGAGGACAGGACAUACCGCCUGCCCGGCCAGCCCACAUCCGGGGAGGGGGGCUCCGUGUCACUCGCACGCCUCUCUGGAAUCUGAGCCAGUCCGUCUCUCCACAAAGGCUGGGAUGAUGGGGCUUUUCUCUCCGGCAGCAGGUGCCUGGCAGCCGCCCGGGGAUGCCAGCCCCGUGAGCUGGCACGGGAGGAAGUGCUUGUCCGGGGGAUCGUCAUCCGUGCUAGGCUUGAACUGGCCCAGCCCCCGCCCCUGCCGUUCAGACUGACUUGGGACACCUGCAAGAGAGGGGUGCCUCGGGCAGUGUCCCCAUGGUCCCCCCCGGGGUUCCCCAGACAGAACUCAGCAGCACCAACCUUUGAGAGUAAUAUCUGAACAAAGGCCCUCGGCCAACCCCUCUGGCCUGUCUGCCUGCCUCUGUUCGGGGAAUGU